UUGAAUGAAAGGUUUAUUUACAUUACAAUGAAGUAAGAUCAUGCUUUUGCACAGGUGAUUCCAUGCUGUUCAAAUGUGGGCAGUUUUCAUUUACUAAUUUGCAAGCUCAAUUUCAAUUUCAAAUAAAAAAUGAGUCCUCAUACAACAAAAAAUGAUGAUUGUGCAACUAAAAAAAAAUCUAAAAACAAUGUGUUGAAAGUAAAAAAGCAGACAACAGGCACCAAGAAAUUUGUUACUAGAGAAGUUCUUCGCAAAAAUCUUAGAAAAUUAAAGAAACAGAAGAAAAACAAAAAACACGCAUUUCCAGGAACCCAGGAUAUAAUUGAUAGUCAAGAUGGAAAUGAUACUUUCAAAGAAGUUGAGAAGUUACCUUGCCAAACCCAACUUCCCAAAAAGAGUAAAGCCGUAAAAGACAAAAAUGCAGAAAGCAGCAAAAAGAAAGAAACAUUUGACCAACAGAGCAUGAAGCAGAGAACAAAGCAGCUCCAAAUAGCCAACAAACUUGAAGAGAAAAAUAUUAAGAAAAUUGAAAAACAAUUGAAAUUAAACAAGCGGAAGUCUAAGGGUGUACCCAAAUCGUUUGUAGAUGAUGGACUUGAUUUUCUCCUUGAAGUAUGUGACCCUGAUUAUAGAAGUAAAUUGGCUAAAGAAGAAUUUGACUUUGCUGAUAAUGAUGCCGGUUUUGAAGAAGAUUUGGCCUUACUCAAUUCAAAAAGUGAUGUAAAGAAUAAUAAGAAGGAAAAAAAUCCAAAAGAAGUUAAAGUGAAAAAAACGUUAUUAAGUAAAGGUACAAGUGAUACUUCAUCGAACUCGGAAGAUAGUGACUCAAGUUGUGACAUGAAUGAAGAUCAUGCUGAAAGUAUCGCCAGUGAAAGUGACGGUCAUUCAGAAAAUGAAGACAUUCAAGAAAAUUCAUGCACUGACAUUAGAACUUCAAAGGACGAAAAAAUGGAAACCUAUCAAGAAGAUAUAUAUGGUCGUUUGCGUGACAAAAAAGGAAAUUUGAUCACCGAGCAAACAGUCGAGCAAGUCAAAUAUGUUCCGCCAGGAAAACGUUUGGCUACGUCCGAUGAAUUUGAUGCUGACAUUCAAAAAUUAAAACGCCAAAUGAAAGGAUUGCUUAACCGACUUGCUGAAACUAAUCUACCAAGCAUAGUUUCUGCGAUUGAAAAACUGUACCUAAGCCAUUCAAGGCAUAAUAUGCAAGAAGCUAUACACACACUUGUUAUGGACUCUUUGGUGGGCGAAGUUCUCUCUCCUGAACGUCUCAUAAUGGAGCACUGUGUUUUAAUUGCAGCGCUUCAUGCUAACGUAGGUACUGAAGUUGGGGCUCAAUUUCUGGAGCUCGUUGUUCGAAAAUUUGACGCAUCUUAUAAAACGGAGUCUCAAACGAAAGAAUUGGAUAACAUGAUCUUAAUCCUUUGCCAUAUGUAUAACUUUGGCCUUGUAGCUGCCCCACUUUUAAAGGAUAUUCUUCACAUGCUUGCCGAAAAAUUCGAAGAAAAGGACAUUGAACUUAUUCUAAUUGUUCUAAGAACGGUUGGAUUCGCAUUGAGGAAAGAUGAUCCUGUGUCUCUGAAGGAAAUCAUUUUUGUUCUUCAGACCAAAGCUGGACAAGCAACUGAACAGCCGGCCAGGAUUCGUUUCAUGUUGGAAAUUCUUCUUGCCAUCCGAAAUAACAAUAUGACCAAAAUACCGAAUUAUGAUCCUAGUCACACAGAACACCUGCGCAAAUUACUGCGCUCUCUGACUAAGAAAGGAGAUGCGCUAAGCAAGUUAAAUAUAACUUAUUCUGAAUUGUUGGCUGCAAACAACCGAGGAAGGUGGUGGAUUGUAGGUUCAGCAUGGGUGGGCCAAGGUCCUACAGCAACGACUUCACAAGCUAAACAGGUAUCUUCCAACUCGGAUGAACCUGAGUACAGUGUUGAAUUACUUGAAAUGGCACGGAAGCAGAGAAUGAACACUGAGGUCCGACGCAACAUUUUCUGUAUCCUGAUGACAGCAGAAGAUUUUGUUGAAGCUUUCGAGAGACUUAUGCGAUUGGGAUUGAAAAGCCAGCAAGAACGAGAAAUUGUGCAUGUGAUCAUGGAUUGCUGCCUGCAAGAAAAAAGCUUCAAUCCGUACUACGCUCAUCUGUUACAAAAGCUUUGCAACUUUCAUCGGCGAUUUCAGAUUGCUUCGCAAUUUGCUUUGUGGGACCAUUUUAAGGAUCUAUCAUCACAGUCUCAAUUGCAGAUUAGUCAUUUAUCAAAAUUAAUUGUGCAUUUGACUGUAGAAGGCUCUCUAAGCAUCUCCGUUCUUAAAGUAAUUCAAUUUUCGGAAAUGGAUCGUUUACUAGUGCGCUUUCUACGACAGAUUUUGCUUGGAUUACUUCUUAAUCCAUCGGAAAAUGCAGUUAAAUCGGUGUUCGCUAGCAUCGGUUCAUCUAAAUAUGGUCUCCUCAGAGAAGGACUGCUUCUUUUUAUGCACCAUUUUUUAAUGAAAAAUAUGGAAAAAAUGGAUGAGAACGAUGCUGAAAUGUUGAGAAGUCGGAUUCAAAUGGUUCAGGAAAACUUUCUAUGACCUUGGAAACAAAUAUGAAUACAAUCAUGAAUCUACUUUU
This is a messenger RNA of Daphnia pulex (common water flea), 2602 nucleotides long. RefSeq names its product nucleolar MIF4G domain-containing protein 1-like. NCBI's taxonomy places the organism in Eukaryota, Metazoa, Arthropoda, Branchiopoda, Diplostraca, Daphniidae. Gene Ontology annotation, biological process: ribosomal small subunit biogenesis. Gene Ontology annotation, molecular function: protein binding; RNA binding. Gene Ontology annotation, cellular component: nucleolus. The transcript has 5 exons. The record is from RefSeq and is a predicted model, not a curated record. The coding region runs from base 130 to 2562 and encodes 810 amino acids.